CCUUAUGUCAAGUUUUAUUGCAGCAUCCAUGACAGUUAUGGUGUAGCACAUUACUUACAGUGACUGCAUAAAUAUUUAAGCCAAUCAAAAGCUUCGUAACAAGUAUCAAGUAAGAUGUGUCGAAAUAGGGGUGUUAGAAAAAAGUAUGGCCGAUCACACUAGUUGUUGUUUACCUUUUGAUUUCUGGCAGUCAGUUGUUUAGAAUAAGAUGUUAUUGGUAUGAUUCAAUGCAUAAAAGGUUAGUGUACAUGCAACAUCUAAUAGAGUCACGUAUGUUACUGAAUGAAAAAGCGCGGCCAUGUUGCUUGUUAUGUGCGUCGAAACUGGUAGAAAACAAUGUAAGACAGUACAGGUAGUGUGAUGGCUCUCCCAGUGGCAGGGAUAGUGUGUAUUGUACUCGCUUGCUGGGUGGUUCUAGUGUUAGCUCUCUUUGGAUUAUACAGAUUUCUGAAGCAUCGUGGAAAUUGUGACUGUGAGUGUGCUCCCUGUGGAACUGAAGGUGGUGAAAGCUGUUCAUGUUGUAAAGCAGUCUCUGACACCUGUGACUGUUGUAACCCUAGUCUCAAUGGAUGUUUGAAUUCAGUUUGUCCUAAAAAGAAAAUAAGCUGUGUAGAUAUUAUACUGUGUCAAUGCUGUGCUGAACCGGGCCAAGAUUCCUGCCUCGUUAAUACACUUCAGUACACAUUUUGUUGCCCCUUGAAGUUUUUUGCUGAAUUCUGCAUGAUUGGAGAUCGUUGGACAGCCGUUCCAAUAUGGCAACAUGAAGGCUUAUCAUUCUGUCAGUGGGUUGGUUCGAAAGUGAAACCUAAAGUAUGUGAGUCUGUGAAAUGUGUUGACUGUAACUGUUUAAAGUGCUCUGAACUUGUACAAGAAGAUUCUAAAUGUUCCUGUGUUGUCUGCUCUAUUUGUUCAAAUACUGAAAACAAACAACCAAUAAACUGUAAGUGCCUUGAAUACAAUUGCACACAACAUUUUGCAGAUUUGUGUUCAAAGUUUAAUGAUUGGACUUGUUUGAAAUGUGCCAAAGACUAUAAGAGUUCUUCAGAUGUGUGCGAGAAUUGUAAAUGCUUUACUGUUUCAUGUUCAAAGCCGUUAACAUGUCCGACAUAUGAGAUGAAAGUGAGUAAUAAUCUCAGAAAUAUAGCCCAGUUCCCAGGUUGCCCAGAUAACGUGUUAUGUUGCACCUGCAGUGAAGAUCAAUGUGUCAAUUGCUGUUGUCAUUAUGUAUUUUGCAAUAGAUGCGGCGACCCCGUCUUUGGAUAUGAUAACACAGUAGAUGUCUGCACGUUUAGACAAAGCAACUGCUGUUCGUUUCUGUUUCAGUCUCUCUUUUGCUUACCACGCUUCCUCUGUCUAGGCUGUUUUGGCCUCUGUGAAAACUUUGCCAGAUGUUGCUAUUUCACAUGUUUAAACUGUGCAUAUUUAGUUUGUUGUGAAUGCACAGAUGGAAAAUUCUGCAUGAAUUAUACAUGUCUGUGUUUUGACUGUGAGAAGCGCAAUAAAUCACCACAAGCAAAUUCUGAUGAUGAUGUAGAUGGAUACAAGUAUGCUUGUUGUAUCUAUAUGCCAGGAAACCCCCCUUCAAUUCUUAAUGCUGAUAUAGAGAUUCCAGAAUCAGAUGACUAUGACUCACUUGAAACAGUUAGAAUUGAUGGAGCGGAAAAUACCUUACCAACAAGAGUUGAACGAAGUCCUGAAAAUUUAAAUGCAGUGGAAGAAAAAUUACAGUUUGUUGAUGAAAAGAAAGUUAGGCCUGCAAAGUGUUUUAAUGAAAUUGAUCUCGCUAGAAAGGGAAGUGUUGAUGUGAAGAAAGUUAGUCCUGCCAAGUCCUUUAACCAAAUGAAUCCUAUUAGAAAGAAAAGUGAAAAGAAAACUCAGCCAAGAAGGAAACAUUUGAAUAAAGUACCUAUUGGAGAAUAUCAUGCUAAGAGCAAAUAUCGUGAUGUUAAAUCUGAUACAAGUGAAGAAGAAACUGCCAGAGAGUAUCAUACUAAAGCUGGAAACCUUGUUAUCGAAUCUGAUACAAGUGACGAAGAAGAGUCGUAUCAAGCUGUUAAACACAUGCGUAGGUUACAGGGAGAAUUGUUGAGAAACGAUUGCUAUGGCACAGAUUCUGAGGAGAUUGAUGUGGAAAAUGCAACAAGUGUGCAUAGAAAACUUAAAAAAUACUCAGAUGAUCAGUAUGACCAGCAUAGUGAGAACAGAAGAAGAUUUGAUUUUGUACAAAAGAGUAUUCAUACUAAGGAUAUUGAGGACAGAAACAAAUGUGCUAAACCGGGCAUAUUGAAAACUCGCAACAGUUACUUUUCUGAUGCUAAGAAUGACAGCAGGAAUACGGAAGCUUUCUCAAUUUAUAAUGAGAAUUGGAGUGGUGAACACCUUAGAAGCAAAAAGAGAGCUCAUUUUGCAAAUGAUGAUGAAGAUUUAAUAAAGGAACUUUUUCCUCAACAAUUAUUAGAGAGAACUGCAAAGGGAGCUAGAGGCACAAAUAGAACAAGAAAAGUGAAACAAAAUAGGAUUUCAGAAGAAGCAAAAAAUGACACUCCGAAACAAAUAGAUACAAGCCCUGAUGAAAGUGAAAUCAUAGCAAAUGUUAGCACAAGCAGAAAGACACCAAGAAUGGGUAAAAGAAGAAUGAAGUCUAGGGUGAAAUCACACUAUGACAGUUCAGAAGAUGAUGAAAUGGAUGAAUCAUCUCAUAAAACUUACAGACAUGUACUAUCUACUUCUAAUUCCAGUGGCAGUGGAAUUAAAAGAUCCCAAAAAAAGAUUAAAAUGAAUAAUGAAAGGAAAAAAGUCUCAUUUGAAAACUCUGGACAGAGUGUUGAAGUUCAGUUAUUUGACUAUAAUUCUUCUGAGGAAGAAUUCGCUGCAGAAAGAAGAAAAUCAGCAAAGGAUGAAAUGCAACUAGAAGAUCUGGAUAACUUAUCGGAUCAAGCAGUCAUGGAUAAUAAAAUGGACAAAAAGAACAAAAGCAUAAGUCAAAGAUUAAAAGAAAUGAAGCAAAGGCGGUCAUUAUCAGAACUUGAAAGUGACUAGGAUAUAUAGAUGUGAUAAUGACAAAUGAAAGAUAAGGCAAAUAAAAGGCAAGGUGAAGUGAGGUUGUUAUGAAGUGUGUCAAAUAAUUGUUAAAUAAAAAUCGAUAUUUGCCAUUGCUGCUUAUCUCAGGUUUGGUAAUGAAAACUUCUUUAAUAUUGAUAUUUGGGCAACCUGGCUACUAGAAUGAAUUUUAGUUUUAUGUGUUGGUAACAUUGUGAUGAAAUUAGAUUUUAUUUUUAAGUUUUAUGUUCUUCAUGUACACAUAGAUAAACUUAUUUCUGGUAAUGCAUAUUAAUGAGCAUUUUAACAAUGUUACCUUUAUAAAGGUAACUUUAUUCAGGUAAUGGAAGAUAAGAAUAGUUAAAAGGCAGUAUGCUUAUACAUUUUUGUAUAUAGAAAAUAUAUGAGUGUUUGUUAUUUUGAUAUAAACUGUUUAUUUAAGCUUUAGUCUGUGCCUUUACAUUUAUACAAAUGUUUGUCCGUCCAGUACCUUUUCUUUACAGUUUCAUGUUGUUGUUUAUAUUUUAACUAGUUAUAUUUUUAUUUAUAUGUUUUUAACUUGCACUGAUCAAAUUAUGAAUCUGAUAGUAUAUGCAUUCAUUUAAUGUGUUUUAUUUUCAUGUUAUCAUUUAAUAGCUCACCUGAACUUUGUUCAUGCUGAGCUACUAGUAUAGGUGUAUGGUCCUUCGUACUGCAUCCUGCAUCAACAUUUUUACUUAAACAUCUUCUCCGCUGAAAAAACUGGUCAGAAUUACACCAAGCUUGCUGGGGAGCAUCCUGGCAUGGAUCUCUAUCAAGUUUGUUCAAAUGAAAUCACCUUGGCUCCUUUCAGAGACUUGAUCUAAAAGUAUAAAAACCUCUAAACAACUUCUUCUCAUGAAAGGCUUAAUGGAUCUUCAUCAAUCUUGAUCUGUAGUAGCAUUAUAAAGUUUUGUCUCAAGUUUAUUCAAAUAGGGGCACUUGGCACAUUUAUAAAGUCCUUUCCAGCUUUGUUCAUUUGGGGGCACUGAGUCCCUUUUAGGGGCUGCUAGAGUUAAAAAAAAAUCCUUUAAAUAACUUCUUCUCAUGAACUCUUUGAUGGAUCUUCAUCAAACUUGGUUUGUAGCAUCAUUGUAAGUAUCCUCCAGAUUUGUUUAAAUGGGGAUACUUUACCCUUUUAGGGGCCACUAGAGCUAAAAAUAGAAACUUUUAAAUGACUUCUUUCCAUGAACUGUUUGAUGGAUCAUCAUCAAACUUGGUCUGUAGCAUUACUGUAAGACUCACUCAAGAAUUUGUUCAUGGUUAUGUUUAACACUUUUAGGGACUGCUGAGUUAAAGAUAGAGGAAAAAAUUAGAUGACUUCUUCUGAUGGACUGCUGGCUUGAUCUUCAUCAGACUUGGCCUGUAGCAUCAUUGUAAGGUCUUCUCCCAAGUUUGUUCAAUUGGGGGCACUUGGCCAUUAGAGCUAAAAAUAGAAAAAUACUUCAAAUGACUUCUUCUGAUGAACCGCUCGACUGAUCCUCAUCAAACUUGGUCUGUAAUAUCAUUAUGAUGGUUCUGUUUGGUCCCUUUUAGGGGACACUAGAGCUAAAAUGCAAAAGAAAAAAAAAACUUUGUAGUCAUGAAGUUUCUCCUAAGGUUAUACAUUGUUAGGGUGUCACAGCAAAAUAUAGAAAAAGCCUUCAAAUAACAUUUUUAAUGAAUUGCAUAAAGGACUUUCACCAAACCUGGUUAGAGUCAAGGUCAGAUAAUCAAGGUCCUCUUCAGAUGCGCCACUUAGGCCCAUUUUGGCCUCUUGUUAUUUUGAUGUCAAAUGCUUUUCUAUGAAAACAGUUAAUAAGAGAAACUUUUCACUAUUUGAGAAGCAUUUAACAUCUAACACUAGAUAAAUUUGAAAAUUGUAUAAUGCAGGAAAAAGUCUCAUUUCUCGUAUACAUGUAUACGAAAUAAAAGUCAGAAGAGGUAAUGCUAAGAUUGUAUCUUUUAUAAUCCUUAGGUUUAAAUUGUUCAUGUUUGAGUGGCUAUGAAAUAAAUUCUGACGUGUUUAUUUAUUUAACCAUAAAGCGAAUAUAACAAAAGAUUUGGCUAGUACAGAUUUUAUUGGCAAAUGAAUAACUUGGGUUUAAAUUACAACUUCCUUGACUAUUUUGAUUUAUUGUUUGUUUACAGUUAUCUACCUUAAGUCUACUCAAAUAAUGAUAAGAUAUUGAAGUUAGUUCAAGAAUAGGUUAACUGUUAAAGUAAGAUACCUCCAAGGUCUAAAUAGAGAUAAAUUUGUUUCGGUAUCGGUGCUGGCUGAACAAAUAAAGUUGAACUCGGAAACCAUCCACUUUUCCGAUUAAUUGUUUUUAUUAUGUCUCCCACCACACAGUGGUGUGGGAGACAUAUUGAUUUACUCCAGUCUGUGUGUGUGUCUGUCACAAAGCUUGUCCGCACUCUUAAGUCGACAUUUCUCAUCCGAUUUUCACCAAACUUGAACAAAAUGUGUUUGACCAUGAGACCUCGGCCAAGUUCGAUAACUAGCCAAAUCGGUCCAGGCAUAUUGGAGUUAUGGCCCUUGAAUUACCAAAAAUCUACCUUUUUACUCUUGUCUGCACUCUAAGUCUAACAUUUCUCAUCAGAUCUUCACCAAACUUUAACAAAAUGUGUUUGACCAUGAGACCUUGGCCAAUUUCGAUAACUAGCCAAAUCGGUCCAGGCAUUUUGGAGUUACGGCCCUUGAAUUACCGAAAAAUCAGCGUUUUUACUCUUGUCCGCUCUCUAAGUUGAACAUUUCUCAUCCUAUCUUCACCAAACUUGAACAAAAUGUGUUUGACCAUAAGACCUCAGCCAGUUUCGAUAACUAGCCAAAUACGCCCAGGCACUUUAGAAUUAUGGCCCUUGAAUUACUGAUUGGAUCUACUCGUCCAGACCAUCUAAUUGGAUCCACUCGUCUAAACCAUCUAGAGAAACUAGACAUUUUUAGCCCGACUAUUCGAAGAAUAAGUAGAGCUAUCCUACUCACCACGGCGUCGGUGUCGGCGUCGGCGUCACACCUUGGUUAAGUUUUUCGUACCAGUCCACAUUUUGACAAAGUCUUUUGAGAUAAAGCUUUGAAACUUUCAACACUUGUUUACCAUCACCAUGGCCAGUUAUAGGCAAGAGUACAUAACUCCAUCAAGGAUUUUGGCUGAAUUAUGGCCCCUUUUGACUUAGAAAUCAUGGUUAAGUUUUUCGUACCAGUUCAUAUUUUGACAAAGUCUUUUAAGAUAAAGCUUUAAAACUUUCAACACUUGUUAACCAUCACCAUGGCCAGUUAUAGGCAAGAGUACAUAACUCCAUCAGGGAUUUUAGCUGAAUUAUGGCCCCUUUCGACUUAGAAAUCUUGGUUAAGUUUUUUGUACCAGUUCAUAUUUAGACAAAGUCUUUUGAGAUAAAGCUUUGAAACUUUCAACACUUGUUUACCAUCACCAUGUGCAGUUAUAGGCAAGAGCACAUGACUCCAUCAAGGAUUUUGGCUGAAUUAUGGCCCUUUUUGACUUAGAAAUCUGGGUUAAUAUUUCGUACCAGUUCAUAUUUUGACAAAGUCUUUUGAGAUAAAGCUUUGAAACUUUCAACACCUGUUUACCAUCACCAUGGCCAGUUAUAGGCAAGAGUACAUAACUCCAUCAAGGAUUUUGGCUGAAUUAUGGCCCCUUUUGACUUAGAAAUCUUGGUUAAGUUUUUUUGUACCAUUUCAUAUUUUUUGUAAAGUGUUUGACAUAUGGCUUUGAAACUUUUAUCACUUGUUUAGUAUAAUAGUCUCUAUCUGUAGGAAAGAGAACAUAUUAACUCUGUCAUCUAUUUUGGCUGAAUUAUGGCCCUUUUUGGACUUUGAAAUUGGUUCUGUUUUCAUACAAGUCCAUGUUUUGUCAAAACUAUUUGACAUAUGGCUUUUAAACUUUGAACACUUGCUUAUCAUUAUGAUUUACAUCUGUAGGCAAGAGUACAUAACUAUUUUGACUGAAUUAUGGCCCUUUUUGGACUUUGAAAUUGGCUCAUAUAUUGCCAUUUAGUGCAUUGUUUGUCUAAUCUAUUUAUUUCUUUUGUCUGAAUAUCCGUGGAAAUAUUUUGACCCCAUUCUUCAAUCAGUUCUUCGAAUAGUCGAGCGCACUGUCAUCAGACAGCUCUUAUUCAUAGGGGCAGUUGUGGGAGACAUGCGCUUUUCUCAAAAGCAUCUCUAGUUACAUAAUAUUAUGUUGUUUGUUAUGGUGAGCUUGAAAUGUUUUAAAAUUUGUAGGUUUAUUUAUUCAAGCUGCAUGCUGAGGUAAAUACAUUUAGAGACUUAAAAUCUGUAGACUAGAAUAUGUGCUAGUACCACCUUGAUGGUGGACUUUAAGGUUGUUAUAUUUUAGCUCACCUGAACUUUGGUCAGGAUGAGCUGUUAGUAUAUAUGGAUGAUUUGGGGUCUGUUGUCCUGCAUCAACAUUUUUUUCAUGUAAAACUACUUAUAAGACUUUGACCAAACAUAUAGUAGCAUCCUGGCACGGGCCUCUCUCAGAUGUGUUUAUAUUGUUCAGUUUGGCUCCUUUAAUGGUUUUCCAGAGCUAAAAAUAGAAGAAAAGAACUUUGAAUGACUUCUUCUUUUAAACCAGAUAUUGGGUCUUCAACAAUCUUGGUCUGUAGAUUCCUUGUCCUCUGUGAAAGUUUUGCAUUGGUUUUGCUUGGCCCAUUUUAGGAGCAAAUAGAGCUGAAAACAGAAAACCCUUUGAACAGUUUUCUUUAUGAACCACUGGAUGGAUCUUCACCAAACUUGUUCUGUAACAUCUUUGUAUGGUCCUUUCUAGAUUGUGUUCAUAUAGUUUAAUAUAGUACCUUAUGUAGCUAAAGAUAUAAAAACCCUUCUAUAAACAACUUCUCCUGAAGCAGGUAAUAGAUCUUUAUCCAGCUUGGUCUGUAGCAUCCUUCUAUAGACCUCUCGUAUUUGUUGUAUUGGUUGCGAUUUCAGAGGUUACCAAGCUAAAAGUAGAAAGAACUUUAGCUUUCUUUUUGGUAUGGACCACUUGAUGUAUUUUCACCAAACUUGGUCAGUACUCACCUUUUAUGGUGCUGUCCCUCAAAUUUGUCGAAAUGGUUCUGCUUGGUCCUAGAGCUAAAAGUAGAAAAAACCUUUAGAUAUUUUCUUGGUAUGGACCACUUGAUGUAUUUUCAUCAAACUUGGUCAGUACUAUCCUUUUAUGGGUCUGUCCCUCAAACUUGUCUAAAUGGUUCUGCUUGGCCCUUUUAGAGGCCUAGAAAAAAACUUUAAAUGACUUCACAUAAACCAGUUGAUGGAUAUGUGAUAUUGAUGUCAGAAUGUACUUGUAUUGACCUGUCUCAAUUUUGUUCAAAUCAUUGUGCUUGAACCCUUCUAGAGCCCACCAGAGCUAAAAUAAAACACCUUUAAAUAACUUCUUUUCAUGAACAAAAUUGUGUACCUUCACCAAAUUUGGUCUGUAGUCAGGUUUGUUCAAGUAGUCCCUUGUAAGGGAAGGCAGAGUCAAAAAUGGAGAAGAAAAUAAAGAACUGUUCCUUUUGAACUACUUGAUUGAUCUUCACAGACCUUGAUCUGCAGCAGCCUUUAAUGGUCCUCUAACUUCUGUUAAGUGGCUGUGCUUGACCCCUUUUAGGAGCAACCAGAGCUAAAAAUAGAAAAAAUAUUACAAAACAUGAUGGAUCUUCACUAGACUUGUUUCAUCCUUACAAGUCCCUUUCACUGUUUUGUUAGUUCCAUUGUUAGAAAUAAAAACAGAAACUUCUUUAAAGAACUUUUCAUGAAUCGGUUGAAAGGUCUUUGCUAAACUAUGUCUAUAUUAGUCAAAUUUGGCCUUAUUGAUUUAAGAACCCUUGAUUAUAACUCUGUUGUUUACACGAUUGGUUAUGCAUAAUAGACCAUCACAGCAUAAAAGAGAAAAUUAUUAAGUUAACUAACUGUUAAUGAUCACCGAACCUGAUCAGAAGCAAGGUUAGAAGGUCAAGGUUCUCUUCAGGUUAGCCAUUUAGGCCUAUUUAUCUAUAACGGGAAAGCAAGACAAAAAAUAAAUGAGACUGAAGAAAAAAAUUAUUCUUCAAAAAUAUCAUACUUUUAUUAUGUUGUUGUAAUGUUAGAUAUAUUUUGAACUUCUCAGACAAAAGUGUUAAUUUAUUUUGAAUAAAAAGUUAUUCACCCUAC
Molecule: messenger RNA, 9187 nt
Organism: Mercenaria mercenaria
Lineage: Eukaryota; Metazoa; Mollusca; Bivalvia; Venerida; Veneridae
Exons: 5
Coding region: 361-3039 (892 amino acids)
Source: RefSeq, a predicted model, not a curated record